AUGACUUCAUUAAUACAAGAUAUUACGGAAGGAGAUUGCUGGUUGAUCCAUCCUCGUGCAGGCUAUGUCAUAAAGUUUAAAGAAGCACAAGUUAUCGAAUUAGAUGGCCCUCAAAUGAGAAAAUGUUUCGUUAAUCUUUGUCACUCAGUUGAAGUCCCUUCUCCUAUUGAAGAUUUGGAUCAAGAUACUUUGGCGCAGAGAAUAGAUCAGGGGGAUUUUUCGUACCGUGUUCCAAUUAGCAUUGGAGAAAUUGGACAUGUAACAGAUAAUAAGAAUGAAAGUUGUAUGAAAAUUGAUGUGCUCAUCAAUACGAUUUUUUUCGAGAAAAGGUUAGAUAUACCGAAGUCGGACUUUUUCAGACAUUUCAUCACUUUAGUUCUUUGUGAUGCUAUUGAGCAAAAACAUUCAAUCAAACUUGAUGCUAACGAUGCUAUUAUUCUUACGAACAGGAAAAAAAUGGGCGAGCUCGAUGUUAUGAAGCUUCUGAAAAAGCCAGACAAUAAUUUCAUAGCGACUAUUAACGAGAACAACAUCGAAGAACCUUACGAAGAUCCACGUUGGGAUGGAAUUACGGUUAAGAUAUUGAAAAACUGUAAAAUUGAAAUUAAGUUAUCUCUCAGCAACAUCGAACCACCAGUCGACAAUCCUGCAAGGCUGCGUUUACAAAUCGGAUCUAACCGUGUGGUUGUUUUGCUCGAUAAUCACAGAAGCCUCUACGACUUCUGUAUCCCAUUCGUCAUGGAUUAUAAUGUCGCAAGAAGCAAGCUUUCUACGAACAAGCAAAGUCUUUUCAUUUCCACAGACGUCAUCGUCCCUUCUUAA
Molecule: messenger RNA, 822 nt
Organism: Auanema sp. JU1783
Lineage: Eukaryota; Metazoa; Nematoda; Chromadorea; Rhabditida; Rhabditidae
Source: the annotation of a GenBank genome assembly